Messenger RNA from Schistocerca americana (American grasshopper), 1608 nucleotides. Its product is annotated as replication factor C subunit 4. NCBI's taxonomy places the organism in Eukaryota, Metazoa, Arthropoda, Insecta, Orthoptera, Acrididae. Gene Ontology annotation, cellular component: DNA replication factor C complex; nucleus. Bases 181 to 1257 code for a protein of 358 amino acids. Gene Ontology annotation, biological process: DNA repair; DNA-templated DNA replication. The transcript is spliced from 8 exons. The record is from RefSeq and is a predicted model, not a curated record. Gene Ontology annotation, molecular function: DNA binding; ATP hydrolysis activity; ATP binding.
CACCUCUAUGCCGCAGCAUGUGUGUUGUUCAUGUAACGCAAAGAUGUCAUUUAAUUGUUUACAACUGCGAGUUGGCGGGAGUUUUCGGCUUUUGGUGUGUAGUAGAUGCAGUGUUCGAAUGUGGUUUAAUUUAUUGUUUUCGGAUUUGGAAAGCCAUUGUAAUUAGCGUGAACGCGAACUAUGCAGUCGUUUUUAAAAACUGGGAAGUUGGGCCAGGCUGGAUCUACGAGCAAGGAUGCCAAACAGAGUUCUUCACAUAGUGCGAAGAAGGCGGAACAUACACCUUGGGUUGAGAAGUACAGGCCAAGAACAGUGGAUGAUGUUGUAGAGCAAGGGGAAGUAGUUGCUGUGCUUAGAAAAUGCAUCAGUGGCUCAGAUCUACCACAUUUGCUUUUUUAUGGACCUCCAGGUACUGGAAAGACAAGCACAAUUCUUGCAGCAGCCAAACAACUUUUUGGAGACAUUUACAGGGAAAGGAUUCUGGAGCUGAAUGCAUCUGACGAACGAGGUAUUCAAGUCAUUAGAGAUAAAGUGAAAACUUUUGCUCAGCUAACAGCAAGUGGCACUCGCCCUGAUGGUCGACCAUGUCCUGCAUUCAAAAUCAUCAUUUUAGAUGAGGCAGAUUCAAUGACAAGUGCAGCACAAGCAGCACUUCGCCGAACAAUGGAGAAAGAAACUAGAUCAACACGGUUUUGUCUUAUCUGCAAUUAUGUUAGCCGUAUUAUUGAGCCACUUACGUCAAGAUGCACAAAAUUUAGAUUUAAGCCACUAGAUCGGUCAAUGAUUCUGGAACGGUUACAAUAUAUUUGCACAGAAGAGAAAGUGACAUACAACAAUGAUGCUUUGGAAUGUCUCGUGGAUAUGUCAGGUGGUGACAUGCGCCGUGCAAUUACAUGCCUGCAAUCAUGUGUUAGAUUAAGUGGGAAGGAAAGAACAGUCCACAAGAGUGAUGUCCUAGAAGUCACAGGGGUGGUGCCAGAAAAACUUGUAAACGGACUGAUAGAAGUCUGCAGGAAGAAUGAUUUCAAACAGUGCAAAGUAUUUGUGGAUGACUAUCUUAAGGAUGCAUAUUCAGCAGCACAGCUUCUCGAACAGCUGAAUGAGGUGGUAAUAUCGCAUAUGGAGAUGACAGAUAAACAAAAGGCCUUAACUUGUGAUAAAAUUGCUCUAUGCACCUGGCGCUUGCAGGAUGGAGCCAGUGAAUAUCUGCAACUGCUGGAUCUUGGCUGUGCCCUCAUAAAUACUCUUCAAAUGUGAACUGUUUUUGCUUUUAUUAAUUUUAUUUACUAAAACUUGUUUAGGUACUUUAAUGUGAAAUUGUCUUAUACAAUAAAUGGCAUGUUUUUAUCUUUUACUAUAAAACGCCUUGAUUAUUUCAUAUUGCGCUAUGUGUUACUGCUGUGAAUACAAGCCAUAACUGUUUGUAUUUGUUGCUGAAUGCACAAAUGUACACGAGAGGGCUGUGAACUUGUGUUGCAAUACAUUAGUCAUAAUGCCAUUCAUUUUCUGAUUGUCAGGUAGCAUUAACUGGUGCUAUGGGCAGGAAGGAACACAUACAGCUACUUUAGAGAGUAAGUGGUCACAGCAGCGUUUAAUGAUUACAGUUCU